Messenger RNA from Filobasidium floriforme, 3036 nucleotides. RefSeq names its product Utp14 protein-domain-containing protein. The transcript has 7 exons. Gene Ontology annotation, biological process: rRNA processing. Lineage: Eukaryota; Fungi; Basidiomycota; Tremellomycetes; Filobasidiales; Filobasidiaceae. Gene Ontology annotation, cellular component: small-subunit processome; nucleolus. Bases 1 to 3015 code for a protein of 1004 amino acids. The record is from RefSeq and is a predicted model, not a curated record.
AUGCCUCGCUCAUCCCGUUCGGGGGUACCAUUCUCUUCUGCAAAACACUCCAAGUCCGCAACAGCAAAGAGUGCAACCAAGCCCACCCGAGGACAAGCUGUAGAUACCAAGUCACGCCCGUUACAGACUGCUGAUAACGACACGAAGUCUUCCAAGAAUGCUUCUAGGCGAAAACCACGCCCGGCACGGAACGAGCAAGAUCUGGAUGGUUUGAAUGUCUACGAUUACAUUCCUGCACCGGUCAAAAACUCGCGAACUUCGGGUUCUCGAUUCGAGCUUUCAAGAGAGGAAGCUCAAUUAGCUGGGAAUAAGCGACGAACUGGCGUCAAAUUGGAUGACGAUUCGGAUAAUGGCGGUAGCGAUGGAGACGAUGAUAUGGCGGGCCGCAUUCGGAGAGCGGCAUUGACUAUCGCAGGCGAGGAUCCUCUGGAACUAGAUGACGACGAUGACGAGGAAAUCGAUAGUGACGACGCCUGGAAUUCCGGAAGCGACGAGGAACGGUGGGGCAGCAGUUUCGCUAGCUGGAAGAAGAAAGAAAGCAAGAAGAUGCCGGUAGAACGGGCCGUUCAGCAGUCGGAAUCGGUCGAACAGCUUGACGUUGAUUUAAACGAGACCUCUGAUGAAGAGACUUCAGAAUUGAAGGGCGUAUCAGCCUUCGACGAGGAACCACUUGAUAGCGAAAGUGAAGAUAUGGCAUCAGAACCAGAGCUACCUUCGGAUAUCGAGACGGACGACGAGGACGAGCACGUGGGUUCAAAUCUGGGUGGAGGGUUGGUGGAUUUCGUCUCGACUUUGCCAUCAGCCAAGCGAAAAGCAGAGGACUCCGAGGUGGAAGAUUCAGUCAUUUCCACUGGUGGCGUUCCCGAAGAUGUGCCUGCUAAACGUCGUCGGGUACUGCCGAGUCGCCAAGGUCCUGGCGGGAGGGAAGACGCUGGAGAAUUCGGCGUUGGAUCAGCUGCCAAGCUGUCUCUUAUGUCGCUCAUCGGUUCCGAUCCGUCGCUCAAGUCGACCAUAGAGGGUCUUCUUCCCAAAUCCGACGCGAAGGAAAGCACAUCGACUCUAAAGAACGGGACACUUUCCGCUCCUCUACCUACGGUCGUUUUGGAUCGCUUGGCGCGUGAGGCCGCUUACGAGCAGACUACGCAAGAAGGUGCCAAAUGGGGUGCCGUCAUGAAGAGGAUCAAGGAAGCAGACCAACUCAAAUUUCCCCUGCAAGUGGGGGGCACGGCCGGACAAGGGUCUUCGAAGGAUCGGCAGCGAGGAGGAGUGAAAAGUGGUGGCGACCUUAUGGGGGAUUUUCAAGCUACCAACUCGUUGGAAUCAGCAGUCACAAAGCUCCUCGAGUCCGCUAACCUCAAAGACAAUCAGAUCGCUCAAGCUGAAAAAGAUGCUUUGGAAGGGCAAGAUGUUAGCGUCGAAGAGAUUGCCGCCCGGAGAGCUGAACUUCGUCGGCAACGGGAACUUCUCUUCCGGGAAGAGAGUCGUCGCAAGCGUAUCGCCAAGAUCAAAUCCAAGACCUAUCGCAAGUUAGCUCGUAAAAGGGCGGACAAGGCGGAAGGAGAAAUCGAUCUGGAUGAUUUGCGAGCUCUGGACCCCCAGAGAGCUGAAGAAGAACAAGAAAAGAUGGAGACCGCAAGGGCACGCGAGAGGGCUACUCUGAAGCACAGUGCUAAAGGGGGACGCUGGGCGCAAGGUCAGCACGGGGCAGGAGAGAUCGAGGGCAAACGUCAAGAGUUGGAGCACAUGCUAGCCCAAGGAGAAAGACUGCGUCGGAAAGUUCAAGGCAACGCGUCGGAAGGCAGCGAUAGUGAGAUCGAUAGCGAGGAGGACUUUGGAGGUGACGAAGACACCCGAGCACGUGCGUUUGAUGAGCUUGCCAGCCUUCGGCUCAAGCAGGCCGAGCUCGAUGACGCUGUUGCAUCUUCGAAACCUAGCGGUAUCUUUGCCAUGAAAUUCAUGCAAGACGCGGCGCGUCGAGAAAAGGUCUCGGUGGAUGAGGAAGAGCGCGAGCUGCGGAGACAGCUCGAAAGUUAUGAGGAUGCUGGCAUCGAGAGCGGGGGUGAGAGUGACGAAUCGGACAGCGGCAACGUUGCCCGCAUAGGCGGUCGACUAGUGUUGACUGGGACCGGGUUAUCCAGCCAACUUUCUCAACCGGAAAUCGCGGAUGAAGAUCGUGCUAGUUCCAAGACCCAGCAGAAGAGCCAUACCGUCCCUCAGCCUGUACACAGUCGGGAUGCCAACGCGGCUCAAAGCGCGGCAGUCGAUAAUAACCCUUGGGCAGAUAUCUCAGGCCAGCCGAGCUCGGGACUAUCACGCAAGAAGAACACGGUACUGGUCGGCAAAAGUUCGUCCGCCAAAGACCGAGCGCUCGACUCUCUUAACAAGCGCAAGUCGAGCAAGUCUGCCGAUGGCAAGCAGCGCGCCGUUGACGAUGCAGUCGUGGAUAUUGAUGCCAAUCACGUGGUAUCCAAGGCGAAUGUCCCGCUUGGUGGAGACAGUGACGUGGAGGAUGAGGACCCCGAGCACGCUUCGACAACGCGAGGACCGAGGGCUUUCGACCAGCGAGAUCUUGUCGCACAGGCCUUUGCCGGCGACAAUGUCAUCAAGGAGUUUGCGGCCGAAAAGAAGCGUGCCAACGAGAUGGAUGCGCCAAAGGAGAAGGAUAUGACCCUUGCCGGUUGGGGUUCAUGGGGAGGUAAAGGCGUCAAGAAGAACAAGAACGCGCGGAAAUUCAUCAAGAAAAUCGCUGGCGUCGAAACAGCCGAACGGAAAGACUAUGGCAAGAAGAAUGUCAUCAUCAGCGAGAAGAAGGCCAAGGCAGAGAAAUAUCUCUCAACCUCUCUUCCGUUCCCCUAUACAUCGCAAAGCCAAUACGAACAGGCCUUGUCGUCCAAUACCAUUGCGCCAGAGACGAGCACGAUGGGGAGCUUCCAACGAGGCAUCACCCCGCGCAUCAUCAAAAAGCCCGGCGCGAUCUUGCAGCCGCUCAAGAAGCUGCAUACUGCAGCGUCUUAGUCUCGCUACAUCAAUAUCUGU